This is a messenger RNA of Acromyrmex echinatior (Panamanian leafcutter ant), 913 nucleotides long. RefSeq lists its product as uncharacterized. Lineage: Eukaryota; Metazoa; Arthropoda; Insecta; Hymenoptera; Formicidae. Gene Ontology annotation, cellular component: trans-Golgi network. The record is from RefSeq and is a predicted model, not a curated record.
AUCUAUUUUUCGGGAAUGUAUCGCGAUCAUCGUAUGACUUGUCAAGAGUACAAAUGUCAAUGAAAACAAAGCUGGGAAAAAUGUGCCGUAGUAAUGCGACGUUUAUCGUGCUCUCGUUAUUUCUGAUAUUCUUCUGCGACACGACAUCAUCAGAGUGCGUGCAGGAGACACCUUGCACUUGCUCGUUACCGAACGGCUAUUAUUACAAUUUGACCGCCCUCGCUGACGCAAAGUCAUUUUCAACUACAAGAGAUAAUUAUACAGUCUACUUUCAUCCAUGCACAAAUGUAAAUAUAACGAUAGAGAACAAGGCAAAUUGUUCUACGGAAAAUGUAUCAUUAUGUAUAUUGCACAAUGUCAAUAAAACAGUAUUAACUGGGACAGUAAAAGAAACAAAAAUGAAAUUAUCGGAUAAUGACAAAUUUCCAAUUUUUGAAAUACAUCAUAAUGACACUAAAAUUAUAGUAAACAUUGUAUGCUUUAUGGGAGACAAGGAAACGAGUUUUGUACUUGAUUCUGUUAGCGCUAAAACAUAUGUUUUUAAGCUGGUUUCACCACAUGGAUGUAAAUUACAACGAGAAAUAGGAUUAUCGACGGGUUCCCUUUUAGUUAUUUUGUUCUUUGUCAGUGCUGGCGUAUAUUUCAUUGGUGGUAUCAUAGUGCUGAAAGCAUUGAGGGGAGCUACAGGCUGGGAGAUGGUGCCUAAUCAUGAAUUCUGGUGCAAACUUCCUUCGCUAGUCAGAGAUGGCGUCGUCUUUGCCUUCAAUUGUUGUCGAGCGGGCAGUUACGAGAGAAUAUAAUAUGUUUUUGUUAAACUGAUCCGAUUUCAUAUUUAUUAAGCGCCCAAACUUUAUCGCAAUUUAGUGUAUUAUAAAUAAUCCAUUUGUACUUCAAAUAUUUGUUCCACCCCCUA